ACAUCUAUAUACAUUUUCUCACUCUCACAAAAUCACACAAAGAGAGACACAGAGACUAAAAAAAGAAGAAGCUAUGAACAAACAGAGUUUGAAGAGACUUCAGUUCCAGAAAUGGGGAAAGCGAAUGGGAAGCUCAACGACGGCUUCUUCAAAGGUGUUAGGAAACUCAGGGGAAAGAGCGAUUGUGGCGUUUGCGUUCUCAUGUUGUGGGAAACCUCCUCGCGUUCUCGUGAAGCAGUUUGUUUGGAGGUUGAAAUCGCGUUUAAGGUGGUCAACGAAGAGUGAUUGUAAUAAUAUUCAGUGUAGCUAUGAUCUCCGGAGCUAUCAUCUUAAUUUCGACGACGGUUGGUCUCGUCGACGGUGAUUUAAAAAAAAAACGGGUUAUUAUUGUUAAUUUCAUAUUUUUGUAUAUAAUGAAAAGUCUCAAUCGAAGAAGAAAACAUUUUGAUAAGUUUCGUAUUUUCUUUAAGAAACUUUAAGAAGAAAAAUU
Molecule: messenger RNA, 490 nt
Organism: Eutrema salsugineum
Lineage: Eukaryota; Viridiplantae; Streptophyta; Magnoliopsida; Brassicales; Brassicaceae
Exons: 1
Coding region: 74-364 (96 amino acids)
Source: RefSeq, a predicted model, not a curated record